AUGUCUGAUGUGUUCAGGGAUGAAUUCAACACGGAUACAAGUAAUAUCUAUUUGAAAACCACUGCUCUCAUACAACAAAUAUUAUCUGCUACACAUGAAGAAGAGCAGGAGUUAAAAUUAUCAGGUGAUCGGGCAGCUCAACUGCGAGAAGUCAAUAACAAGUUACGUGAACGCCUUAUAAACGAUGAGAAGCGGGUGGAUUGUAUGAUAUCUAGAUUACAGACCAUAAAGCAGACAAUCAAAGAGUUACGUGCUUCUAUUGAGAAAUUUAAGUUAAUUAAGAUCGCUUACUUGAAACAAAUCGAAUCUGAAAAUCCUCCUGAAGAUUCAUUUUUUCCAUGUGAAUUUGAAAAUUCUACACUGAUGCAAAUUUAUAGAAUGAUUCAACCAUUCGAACGCCUACUUGGAAUUCAAAUACAGAAAACGCAUUCUGGACUACUACAGUUGCUGUUCCAUGGUUGUUCGGAAGCUCUGGUUAGUAGUGAUGAAGUAAUUGUAUGUUGUUGUCAACUUCGUAUUGUAAAUACUAAUCGCUUUGAAGUCGUGUUGUGUGAUCCACCAGUACCGGAUCUAGAAAGGCUUGUAAAGCACCUGAAUUGGACUGAAGAUAUACGGAGUUUUAUCAUUGUAUUAAGACAACGUUUUUGUCGUUACUUUGAAUUAGCUGCGGCAGUUUCUAAUAAAUUAAGCUCUGAAUGA
Messenger RNA from Schistosoma rodhaini, 699 nucleotides. The record is from the annotation of a GenBank genome assembly. Lineage: Eukaryota; Metazoa; Platyhelminthes; Trematoda; Strigeidida; Schistosomatidae.